AUGCAGGUACUGGAACUGGCUGCUGUGAGCCGCAGACCUUGCCGGAGCGCCGUUCUUGACAGCAGCGACACCUCGCCUCUUCGCAAUGGAGCGUACAGCAUCUCGCAGACUUGUUGCUACAUCACCCCCGACAUCUGCCUGCCGUGCGGCUCACUGGCAGGUGGCGGCAUCGUCUUCGCCGGGCCCUUCUACCCACUCGUCGACUUCGAGCUCCUCAUGCCCGACAACUGGCAGGCGUACACGCGGCACUUCCUCAUGCGCGACCUAAAAACAAAUAUCGAUUCCCUGUACGGCGACCAGAACGUCGCCAACACGCGCAUGGACACGAUGACGAUCUACUAUGUCCAAGGGAACACGACUAGGUUCCCCUCUUUGCUCGCCAGGCAGAUCCGACUUCUUAUUACUCGCACUGAGGUAGACACGCUCGAGGCGACGCUUGUGCCUGACUCGCCCAAGCAUGCUGGAGACCCCACGAACCCUUCUCCGGGGCCAAUACAGCAGUACUAUUAG
Dichomitus squalens LYAD-421 SS1 is the source of this 510-nucleotide messenger RNA. RefSeq lists its product as uncharacterized. NCBI's taxonomy places the organism in Eukaryota, Fungi, Basidiomycota, Agaricomycetes, Polyporales, Polyporaceae. The transcript has 2 exons. The coding region runs from base 1 to 510 and encodes 169 amino acids. The record is from RefSeq and is a predicted model, not a curated record.